CAACUUAUUUUGAGCACUUAGCCAUGGCGUUCAGCGGCGCCCAGAUGCUCGCUGCCUUCACCCUCGGCAUUCUCCUCAUGGCCUUCUGUGCGGAGGCUCGGGUAUGCAUGUCCCCUAGCAAGUGGUACAAAGGGGACCCUUGCAAGAACGUGCGUUGCACCAAGGCUUGUCACAAAGAACACUUCAAGGGUGGGUUUUGCUCCACUAAAAAGUUGAUCGUUGAUGACGAGCUCAACGAAGACAACAGCGACAACAGCUUUGGCAAAUGGCCUAAGAAAAAAUCGAAAAAAUCGUGCAUGUGUACAUUCCCAUGCGGUCAAACCCCGCCACCACCGUCGGAACCUGAUGUGCCAGAGCCGCCCGAAGUGCCAGUGCCCGGGCCACCGCCGAGGGCCGGCCACAUUUAUUGAGUGAGUAAAUGAUCGUAUGUAUGAACCUGAGGUGUCGAGGAAAGAGAGGAAACAAUCACUGCUUAAUUUGUACACAUGCAUGAUUGAUUGCAUAAGAAUGACAAUAAUAAUAAUCUAAAGUGAAUCAAAAGUAAA
Molecule: messenger RNA, 545 nt
Organism: Triticum dicoccoides
Lineage: Eukaryota; Viridiplantae; Streptophyta; Magnoliopsida; Poales; Poaceae
Exons: 2
Coding region: 24-410 (128 amino acids)
Source: RefSeq, a predicted model, not a curated record